Molecule: messenger RNA, 968 nt
Organism: Medicago truncatula (barrel medic)
Lineage: Eukaryota; Viridiplantae; Streptophyta; Magnoliopsida; Fabales; Fabaceae
Exons: 2
Coding region: 93-608 (171 amino acids)
Source: RefSeq, a predicted model, not a curated record
CAUAGUUAUUGUUUGUCUCUUAUCCAUACAAAGGUUGCCACUUCCUACUUCCAACAACAUCAUCACUUUCUCUCUACUCUUUACACCCUCUAAUGGCAUUCACCGUAGCUACAUACGGUGGUGCAGGAAUCCUCUACAACAAGACCACCACAACAACACCCUACACCCUCCUACCAUCUUCUUCAAGAAGAACACUUCACAUAGUUUCAGCUAAGAAGAUUUCUUCACGUUCAAGAAGGAACCAACCAACAGAAACUGUUGAUGAGAAAAUAGAACCAAGGAAUGAGGUUGAAAUACCGUUUUACUCUGAUGAAGAUUGGCCUUUUGAAUGGAGACCUCCUGGUACUUACAAAGAUCCUGAUUUCUUUGAAGGUUCUCAGUGGAAUACUGUUGGGUUUGUUGGAGAAUGGUUGUGGAUUCUUGGUGUUCUUUUUGCGGUAUUCGGUGGUGGGUAUGCAGCCAUAAACUACAAUCUAGGCGCAUCAGAUUUUAAGGAAACUCCUGCAUACAAGGAAUCUCAGUCUCAAGAACUUUUAGAACAACCCGAAACAUCUGAAUCGGACAUAUUCGACUCCAAUCCUACAGAGGUAGCUCCUAGUUUGAACUAGUCCAUCCAUAGAUACAAGCAAACAUACCUUGUUUUAGCAUAUAUGAAUCCAGUUGAAUGAAAAUUUCAAACUCCAUUGCACUCAAUUUGUAAGGCACUGCUUCUGCAAAUACACUGAAGUGUAUCAAUUCUGAGGCAAAAUUGUCAUGUUGGUGCCUGUGUUGUAUAUUUUUUUUUUCAAUUAUUAGAAGCUGCAACUUAUAUAGAUAAAAAACCAUUGAAAUUUAGAGUUGAUAUUUGGAUUCGAUGUUGCACAUGGAUAGUGGUUUGUAUGGCUUAUAUGUGUGUUUUGAUCUGCUUUGUUUGGUUUAGUAUUUUGUUACAAAUGUUGCCAAAAUGAUGUUAUGAUUCACUUAAGUUA